Molecule: messenger RNA, 240 nt
Organism: Strongyloides ratti
Lineage: Eukaryota; Metazoa; Nematoda; Chromadorea; Rhabditida; Strongyloididae
Exons: 2
Coding region: 1-240 (79 amino acids)
Source: RefSeq, a predicted model, not a curated record
AUGACUAUUACAUGCUGUUGUCCAUCUGAAGGAAUUUAUUAUACUAAUCCUAAUAAAUUAUGUAAUCGUGAUUCAAUUUAUGGAGGAAAAAUUUAUGGAGAAAAAAGUAUAGAUCAAAAAGAUAAUAAUAGUAAUCAGGUAUUGACACCAUCAUUGGUUAGAUGGAAAUACUAUCCUUUAACAUCUAUUGAUCCAGGAAAUUUUAAAAGACAUUACGGUAAGCUUAAAAUAAAAAAAUAA